UCUCUCUCCACGUCUCUCUCUCUCGCUCUCUCUCCUUCGCGCGCGCUCUCACGCCUGCGCACGUCAUCCCUCUCGCUUCUCGCGCGCUGGUUAAAAAGAAGGUGGAAAAGUCCGAGCACCAUGUGAGCGCACUGAAGGCGCUGCAGGAGGCAACACGGUGCUGCUGCUGCUUCUGCACCCACCACUGAGAGCACUAAACGGGGGAUUUAUUUUGUGUGCGCGAGGAAACCUGCACAGACUCCUUUUUGAUCGACUUUUUCUUUCUUUCUUUCUUUCUUUCUGUCUUUCUUUUCUUGGGUUUUGCAUAUCAUUAUGCAAGAACACGUUUUUGCCUGUGUCGUGCCAUCCUAACCAGCACUUGUGCCCUUUCACGUGACCAAUAUUUAAGCCCACAUAUUUUACUUUCACGUAUUUUUUUAUGUUUGGCUGAACUGGAAUAAAAAAAGUAUUCAAAUAAACUUUAUUAACUGCAUUUUUGUUCUCGCAAAGACUGCUCAGCAGCAGCGGCAGUUCCUUUUUAAGUGAAGGGUCUUUUCCACCAUGAGGCAUCUGAAGUUCGUCCUGGUGCUGGCCGUGGCCGCCAACCUGUGGGAGUGCGGCGAGGCCAGGCUGGGAGAGAAGGGCGAGCUCAGCCCGAGGAGGAGGAGAUGCUACGACGGCAGUCUGCCCAGGCGCCUGAAGAAGAAGGAGCGCAAAGUGGCCGUGGAGGACGGGGCCGUGUGCUCCAGGCUUUACCCGCGAGUGUCCUGCUGCCCCGUCCGCAGAGCGCCCUACCAGAGCCUCCACCGGAGAGACACCACGAUCUAUUCCACCAAUAAUACGGAAUGUUCCAGACUGCUGCAGGAGAUAAAGUGUGCCCGCUGCUCUCCUCAUGCCCAGAUGCUAUUCCACUCGCCUGAGGAAGAGUCCUCACGGUACCGCGAGCCUGACCUGCCCCGCCUCUGCCCUGAGUACUGCCGGGAGUUCUACUACACCUGCAGGGGACAUGUACCAGAGCUGUUCCAAGCUGACGUGGACGAGUUCUGCCAGUACUACGGGAGGAGGGACGGAGGCCUGUGCUUUCCUGAUUUCCACCAAAAGCUCCCACGGGGCCAAGACUCCAACUAUUUAGGAGAUGAGAGAAUAGAAGCAAUCAACAGGAAGCACAAGCACAACUGCUACUGCGCCCAGGAGAUCCUUAGUGGGCUUCGGCAGCCUGUGGCUGUGGUGCACUGUGGGGAUGGGUCUCAACGCCUUUUCAUCCUGGAGAAGGAGGGCUUCGUCCGCAUCCUCACGCAUGACAUGGAGCUCCUCAAAGAGCCCUUCUUGGACAUCCAUAAACUGGUGCAGACAGGGAUUAAGGGAGGAGAUGAAAGGGGCUUGCUAAGCCUGGCAUUCCAUCCCAAUUACAAGAAAAACGGAAAGCUCUACGUCUCCUAUACGACUAACCAGGAGCGCUGGGCCAUCGGACCUCACGACCACAUUCUCCGUGUGGUCGAGUACACAGUGUCCAGGAAAAACCCCAACCAGGUGGACACGAGGACCACCCGGGUCUUAAUGGAAGUGGCAGAGCUCCACAGGAAACAUCUAGGAGGGCAACUGCUUUUCGGGCCCGAUGGCCUUCUACAUAUCUUCCUGGGUGAUGGCAUGAUCACGCUGGAUGAUAUGGAGGAGAUGGACGGUCUGAGUGACUUCACGGGAUCUGUACUGAGGGUGGACGUGGACACAGAAUGUUGCUCCACUCCGUAUGUCAUACCCAGGAAUAAUCCAUACUUCAACAGCACCAAUCAGCCACCUGAAAUUUUCGCCCAUGGGCUGCAUGAUCCAGGCAGGUGUGCAGUCGAUAAGCUUCGCAUGGACACCAAUGGGAGCCUCCUGAUCUUGUGCACUGACUCCACAGGAAGAAACACAACAACAGGGAGGAUCCUGCAGAUCAGUAAAGGGAAAGACUACGAAAAUGAACCAUCAGUCUUCGACUUGGGGUCUACUGGUGGUGCAGUCCCAGUAGGAGGGUUCAUCUACAGGGGCUGUCAGUCAAGAAGGCUUUAUGGAAGUUACGUAUUUGGUGACAAAAAUGGGAACCUCAGGAUCCUUCAGAGGCCUACUGAGGACCGGCCAUGGCAGGAGAAGCCACUCUGUCUUGGAAGUAGCAGUUCAUGCGGUUCCUCAUUGGUAGGCCACAUCCUGGGGUUUGGUGAGGAUGAACUAGGUGAGGUCUACAUCUUAGCAUCCACCAAAAGCUUGGCCAUGCAGUCACACAGUGGGAGACUCUACAAACUGGUGGACCCUAAAAGGCCCCAGGUCCCUAAGGAAUGCCGGCGGCCAGUGGAGGCUCCUGAAAUGCUAAGCAGUUCCUGUUCACGGGAGUGCAGGAACGGCCACUGCACACCAACCGGCAAGUGCUGCUGCAACAACGGCUGGGAGGGUCCCUUCUGCAUACGAGCCAAGUGUGAACCUGCUUGUCGCAAUGGUGGGGUCUGCAUCGAACCCAAUAAGUGCUUCUGUAAGGAAGGCUUCACUGGAGCCCAGUGUGAGAAGGGAGAGCGUGGCGUACAAGAGGACCAAGACAAAGAUGGCAUCUUGGAUCACAUCAUUGACAUGACGUCUUAUCUGCUGGACCUCACCAGUUACAUCGUAUAAAAGGGCAGGGAGAAGAAGCCGUUCACUCCAGCCCAAAGACUGAAUUUUAAGGACGCGUUCAAGGGUUUGCCUUCAGAACACCCCCACCCCCAACAUCCAACAGCAUCCCAGUGUCUGAAUCACCUGACAAACCAACAGAGUUCAAUUCAUGUUGGUAAUUGCUCCAUAUUUGGCUGAUGCAUUAAAAACUGGUUAUUGAGGCAAAUAUCAACCAAUUCACUUGAAAUCAUCCUCAUAUCACCUAGUUUGACCUUUUUUUCAUUUUUACAUAUUUUUUAAACAAUAAUCCCAAGCUAAAAUUCAAAUUCAUAAGUAACAUUGGUUUAUAGAUUUAUUUAUAGAGUAAGAUUAAACCCAGAUGUUGCCCAGGAGAGUCUUUCUUAAGUCAUACAUGCUUUGGAUCUCCAAGCACUAUCCCAUACACAUCAUACACAGCCAUACAUAGGCAGUGAUAAAGCUGGGCGUCCAAAAGAACCCCUCUCACAGCUAUAGGGAUUACACUAAAUGGAGUGACCAUGUUUCCCUGUGUACACUGCAAGCUUGUUAUGCCACAAAGGUUAAAGCUUAUAGCUUAAGUCUUAAAGCUCAUUGCCCUAUUUCCUGCUUCCACUAUAGUAAGGUCCAAGUGAAGUUUCCCAGUGAAAAGGACCUUUCAGAUGUCUCAAACAAUUGGACUCAUCAUUUGAGCUCAGUUUGGAUGUUCUACCCCUGGGCUGGACACUCAUUGGGACACCCAAUGUACAAUAGAGGUGCACAAAAUGGAAGACAAAUCAUAGAAAGCAAAGAAAAUACGAGACUUGCAACAAGUAAUAAGGCUCACUUCAGGAAACCAAAUGGACAGUCUACAUGACUGAAACGUACCACGUACCAUGGGAAGCUACGUCUGCCCUGGAUUCGCUACCCCUGACCAAAGGGUUAGCCUUAUAACCAUCAUGGCAAUAAAUAUAAUGAACUUCACUGUAUCCACUCUUUUGGUCAGUCUUGCAUCUUACACCAUUGAGAUGUGAACACCAAGAGCAAAAAAAAGAAGGGUUAGUCCGAAGAACUGAAGAAAGAUGCUGACAGCACACAGUGCCAAAGCGUUAUUCCACCUGAAUAUAUAUUCAUAUUCACCCAAACCUGUGCUACAGAGUCACUCAGAUGGGACUUAAUGCCAGUCUGCUUGCAGUUUGUGAAAUGAUCUAGGGAGUUAACAAGUCACUGGGGGAAUCCUAAAAAGUCAAGCCUGGAGAUUGGUUGUAUUCAGUGUGUAUUUUAUAUAAAGACAAUAUGUUGAGUUGCAAAUCAAGAAUGUUUUGACAGUCACUUUUAUUCCAUUUCUUACACUGUUAAUUUGGAGAUGGCUUUUAACUGGUACGCUGAGAAAAUGCCCUCGAGCUGUAUUUACUUUGGUUUAGCAUCGGGGCAUCAACCAUGCUAUUUUCCAAUAUUCUUCAUGACCAUGCACGCUGCUUUCAGUACAAAUAAUGUAUUAUAGUACAUUUCAUUAUGCUUAUGUAUCUUUUUGUUCCUGUUUAAAAUUCAGCACAGAAACAAGCUAGUUUCUUAUAAAUGUUGUUCGUAAGGAAGCAUGUAAGACCAUUUCACAGAUGUUCUGAGCUAGUAACACUGCCACAAGUACAAAGGAUUAUUAUUAUUAUUAUUAUAAUUAUUAUUAAAAAUAAUAAUGGAAAUAGGUCACUGUCAAUCACUCAGUCCUUUCCAUAAUCAAAAGUCCACAUCUUUUUCUAAUCACUGAAUGGUAUUCAGUCACAUUUUUUGAAAGGGAACAAGCAUAGUGUUGUACAUUUCUCAUAGUACUGUACUACGAUAAGUACUACUUAGCUUUGCAAAAUAAUAUAGUAUUACUAUUGUUUUGAUAGAGGACGGUCUAUUUUUUUAAGUGUAAUAAUAUAUGGCAGAGGCGAGUGUUAAUAGAAAGCAGUUUUACAUUAAGCCUAUGAAUUAAUUCAUAUUGUAUAUUGUCUUUUAUGCAUACACUUACACAGUUCCCAAAUGAUAAUGUUAAGCUAUUGUAAGCAUCUCAUCACCCGUUAGAAAGUUUGACCACCUGUGCAUAAAAAUCUGCCAUUACGAUUUUCCAGGUUCAGUCAUUAGACAGUUCUGAGACGCUGAGGCAGUUUGCUCAUUUAGUUUGCCAUAAUUGUCUGUGAACUCAAAGUUAGUAAAUGAUGCCAGUGUUUUACUUUUGAUAUGGUCCAGUGGGGAGGGGUAUAAUAAUUUUAAGAGAGGCCUACAGACAUGAAACUAUGUGUAAUCGUAUACGUUCAACUUGCUCCUAUGAGUAAUCAAAAAAUCAUAUAUGAUAUUGCCAAUGGAACAUUACAAAACAAUGUUUGAUUAGACUGAUUAUUCUGAGAAUCACAAUGCUAGGUCAUCCCCAUAGCAAACUGACCAAAUAAAACAUUUUAUACCAUGCAGAAAAAAAACUUCUGGACUCUACAAAAUAACUGCCGAAUGUACUGCUACUCGAUUGUGGUUCAUUGUGCUGUUUUAUCAUUGUUGCACUUGAAUUUACUUUGUACUGACCACAUCUUCCAUCACAUUUAGCAGAGAGUGGCCUUACUGGUUGGUUGGUUUGAAUCAUUUCACCUGCAUCCAAAGAGAUGUGAAAACUAUCCAUUUCAUCCAAAAGUACAUUUACAUCUAUCUGUAACGUUUGUUCUUUUUCAUGAUUGAUCAUUUGUUUUCAUAAAUAGGGUCAUACGUUAUUACAUAGUAGAGUAUUUGGGUAUAUACAUCAUUAGACACUUUUUAAUUCUCUUUCAGCAUUACAGGGGGGUUACAUUCUUUUGAGAAAUUACGCUAACGACGAUCUUGUCUUCGAUUUGAAACUGACUGUCUUGGUUUCAGUAAGUGUAAGGAAUCUAUGCUGUAAGUCUAUUCUGUAAUAUUAGCACUUAAUGUGAAACUUGCAUCGGAGCUGCUGGGAAGGUGUUUGUGUGAAUAGAGUAACCCUUUUUUGUUUUUGUUUUGUUUUAUUUCAUUAUUUAAGUAGUUACACCAUAAAGUUAUUUAAGUUGUCUACAAUGUUUGUACUGUUUCAUGUGAAGAAUUUGAUCAUGUAUUGUAAAUAAAGCUAGGGCUAUCUCAGUUUCCUCCCAGAAAUAUCACUAUGUUUAUUAAAGUGUAUAGCAUGUUUGAAAACUUGC
This is a messenger RNA of Colossoma macropomum (tambaqui), 5771 nucleotides long. It is a transcript of the gene hhip, whose product is annotated as hedgehog interacting protein. The record is from RefSeq and is a predicted model, not a curated record. The transcript has 13 exons. The coding region runs from base 541 to 2619 and encodes 692 amino acids. NCBI's taxonomy places the organism in Eukaryota, Metazoa, Chordata, Actinopteri, Characiformes, Serrasalmidae.